CCUGCUGGAAGUGAGGGUCCCCUGGUCCUGCCCUUGUCCCCAGAGCAUCCCCCGACACCCUGUGCCCUUAGGGGUGCCGGGUCCCUGCUGCAGCGCCCGGGCUCCCGAGCCACGCCACCGAGAGCAACCAUGUCGAACGCAAUGUACAAUAAGAUAUGGCACGCGACCCAAGACUCCCUGGACUCUCUGCUGGACAAGGAGUCUCAGAAGAUGGCCGAGCCCCACAAGAACCGGGUCUUCGUCUUCGACAUGCUGGCCACCUUCUACAUCAAGUACGUGCAGAUCUUCCGGAAGCUGGAGACCGUCUACGACCAGAUGGUCCACCCGCAGAAACGGCUCCUCAUCCGGAAAAUGCUGGACGGGGUGAUGGGCCGCGUCCUGGAGCUGAAGAAUGAGAUGGUCGAGCUGGAGCUGACCGAGUUCCACUACUUUGACAGCAUUCUCCCGGACCUGAAGUUGGUUCCUCAACAAUUAGAUAUUCCCAUCCCCAGGUACUUUUUGAAGGAGAAGCUGGAAGUGAUCAAAGGAAGAGAGAAGAUCCUGGCGCAAAUCCUCGCCGACAGCGGACUGGACAUGAUGAGCCUGAAAAGAAUCCUGAAGACAAUCCCUCCGGACGAGGCCAUAAAGACCAUCCAGGUGGCCGAGCGGGCCCGGCAAGGCCGCCUGCGAGCCCUGUUCAUGAAGCAGAUCUACCUGCAGGAGUACAGGAUCAAACAGAACAAGCUGCUAGGGGACCGGGCCCUGGACAUCUCAGCAUCGGCGCUGUGCAUUCAGAAGGUUUGGAGAGCCUACCACGAGAGCAAGAAAACGGAGCAAAUGAGAGAAGAGGAGAUGAUAUUCCUGGGGAUGAGCCCCCCGCCGCAGUUUCACCAGGUCAGCGCCACCCUGAUGCAGGCCCAGAAGGUGCAGUCCUGGCGCAACGAUGUGCAGCUGAAGCAUGAGGAGGACUACAGGGAGGCCCUGGUCACCAUCAAGGACAACCUGAAGCUGGUGGAGGGCCCCGACAUCAAGGACAGCCUGCAGGACCAGAUCCGUCACUGGUUCAUCGAGUGCAGGAACUUGACCGGCGCCUUCCCAGCCUAUCCUAAGGUGGAAGAAGGAGGCUCAGCUCUCAUUUUUUCCAACAAGACACCUCAACAGGUGAUCGCAGACAUCCUCGCGAGCCAGGAAGAGGAGGACAAAAACAAGAAGAAGAAGCGGGAGGAGAAGGAGAAGAAGGAGAAGGCGGUCCAGAGAGAACGGAAAGGAAGCAAGGAGAGACCGAAGGAGGAGAGUGAGGAGUGGAAGAUGUCCCCCAGCCUCUUCCUCGGCGGGAUGGAGGAAGGGAACCAGCUGUUCAAAGACAUGUGGAAGAACAAAGACGAAUCUUGGAAUUUCCCCCAGGACUAUGAUCCAGAACUGAUCAAAGAGGAGAAACGAAAAGAAUUAGAGUCUGAGAUCCGGUUGCAGGUCGAUGAGCUGAUGAGGCAGGAGCUAAUUAAUUUGAAGCUCGCUGUGGACCGAGAAAAGGAAUUACCACCCAGAGGACAAAAAGGAGGUAAUAAGAAGAAAGGGAAGAAAGGCAAAAAAGGGAAACGGGGGAAAAAAGAAAAAGACCUGACAGCUAACAGGAAUACACAGUCACUGUACCAGAUAACUGUGUUGCUGGAAGAAGGUGUCCAAACUGCUCCAAAGGCUUUGGCAGAAAACGGGGCUCCUGAAAUUGGUGAGUACAGCUACCUGGGGACCUCGCUGCGCCAGGUGGCCAUCGAGCCCAUGCCCUCCUUGCUGGACGUCAGGCAGCUCAUCACGCUGUACGGGAUCCUCCCCUUAGGUUCUGCCACGGUGCAUGAGAAAGCGCCCCUGGUGAAGUCCCUGCUGCUGGCCGGGCCCUCUGGGGUUGGGAAGAAAAUGCUGGUCCAUGCCAUCUGCACAGAGACCGGAGCCAACCUCUUCAACCUGUCCGCAGCCAACAUCGCGGGCAAGUACCCCGGCCGCAGCGGCCUGCAGAUGAUGCUGCACGUGGUCUUCAAGGUGGCCCGGCAGCUCCAGCCAUCCGUGGUAUGGAUCGGAGACACAGAGAAAACCUUCUACAAGCGGGUGCCCAACGACGAGAAGGAGAGCAGCCGAGCCCCUCUGAGCCUGCGCUGCUGGAACAGUGGCGUCUGGCUGGCGCUGGCGCUGGUGGCUGCAGUGCUGUGGGAACAGAUCAUCCAGCGCCACGGGGGCUUCCUGACAAAAACGCUGAACAUCAGCUGCCUGGCCAAGGUCACCGACGGCUUCACCCAAGGCCACAUUGUCCAGGUGGUCAAGCGCGUGCUGACCGAGCGCCGCCUGCGACAGCAGGCCCGCAGGCCGCUGAGUGCUGUGGAGUUCAUCACGGUCCUCACCGGCAUGGACCCCGUGUACAAGGAGGAGGAGGACAGCUUUAAGAGCUGGUAUGCCAAAACCCCUCUGGGCAGGAGGCGAGCCCUGGCCCUCACCGGGGGUGACACAGAAAAGGACAAAGGCAAAAAGAAGGAGAAGAAGAAGUGACGCCUCCUGGAAAGCCGGCCCCCGCCCUCCCGAGAAAAGACUCCCAAGGAGGAGAAGACACUUCCAGACGGGGGGAGUUGAGCUCGUGCCAGGAGCUCACUGCCCCCUUCCCUGUGCAGCAGGCUGGGCCCGGCCCGUUGCCCCCGGCUGCCGUGUCUAGAACUUGUAGUUGUUUGUUCGCAUAAAGUAAGUUUGCACAUAACCCGCACCCCCUCGUCCCACCCCCCACAGCCCACCCCACAUCGGACACCUCCUCUCGUGAGUAGGAAUUGCCAGGCUUACAAUGCCAGGGUCAGAGAACAUUUUCACUCAGUGCCCAUUGCCGCCACGGAGCCUGCUUGCUGUGAGCCGCCCCCACCCG
Messenger RNA from Echinops telfairi (small Madagascar hedgehog), 2875 nucleotides. RefSeq names its product IQ motif containing with AAA domain 1 (gene DRC11). The coding region runs from base 130 to 2514 and encodes 794 amino acids. The transcript is spliced from 20 exons. Gene Ontology annotation, molecular function: ATP binding; ATP hydrolysis activity. The record is from RefSeq and is a predicted model, not a curated record. Lineage: Eukaryota; Metazoa; Chordata; Mammalia; Afrosoricida; Tenrecidae.